Saprolegnia parasitica CBS 223.65 is the source of this 1305-nucleotide messenger RNA. RefSeq lists its product as hypothetical. NCBI's taxonomy places the organism in Eukaryota, Oomycota, Saprolegniomycetes, Saprolegniales, Saprolegniaceae. Gene Ontology annotation, biological process: transmembrane transport; carboxylic acid transport. The transcript is spliced from 3 exons. The coding region runs from base 1 to 1305 and encodes 434 amino acids. Gene Ontology annotation, molecular function: carboxylic acid transmembrane transporter activity. Gene Ontology annotation, cellular component: plasma membrane. The record is from RefSeq and is a predicted model, not a curated record.
AUGUCGCCAAGAUUCGAGCCGCAUGGCGCGCUUUUCCUUCGCGGCCUUGGCUUCCUCAACGAUGCGUACGACCUCUCGGUAAUUAACAUUAUCAACGUCAUCUUGGAGCACCAGUACGGCAAGACCGUCUUUGACUCCAACAUGAAGUCGAGCGUCUCGACGUCGGCGCUCAUCGGCGCUGUCCUCGGCCAGCUCGUCUUUGGUGUUCUCGGUGACAUUUACGGCCGCAAGAACUGCAUGGUGGCCACGUGCGCGCUCCUCAUCAUCGGCGGUAUCCUCUGUGCGGCGGCGUAUGGCGGCUCGGCCCUCGGCACGCUUUGGUUCCUCGUUGUCGCCCGUGGUAUCCUCGGUUUCGGUAUCGGUGGCGAGUACCCGUUGGCUGCGUCGUCGUCGUCGGAAGAUGCGACGUCGCCCGCCGACCGCAACCGCCGCGUCGCGCUCACGUUCUCGCUGCAGGGUGUCGGCUUCCUCAUUGCUGGUGUCUUUGGCUUGAUCAUGGUCAACGCGUUGGACCCGACGACCCAGAACCUCGAGAUCAUGUGGCGCGUGCUCUUUGGCAUCGGUGUCCUCCCGGCCCUCUUCCUUGUCUACUACCGUAUCACGGCCGAAGAGACCCAAGCGUAUAAGACGAUGAUGGCCGAAGAAGUCCAUGUCCAGAAGAACCUCUUUUCGGCCUCGAUUCUCUCGGUGAUUGGCGCCAACUCGACGCUCAAGACGAUCGCGCUCCAGAACGUUUUGAUCUCGCUCGUGGCGCUUCCGGGCUACUACGUCGCGUGCUUCUUCAUCAACAAGAUGGGCCGCAAGCUUAUCCAGCUCCACGGUCUCACGUGGAUGACCAUCAUCUUCCUCGUCCUCGGCAUUUGGUGGGACUCGAUCAAGGACCAGAGCGCGCUCUUCAUCAUCCUCUUUGGCCUGACGCUCUUCUUCUCCAACUUUGGCCCCAACAUGUCGACGUUCGUCAUGCCCACAGAGAUGUACCCGACGGCUAUCAAGAGCUCGUGCCACGGCUUCUCGGCCGCCAUGGGCAAGGCCGGCGCCGCCAUCGGCUCGUACGGCUUUGCGCACUGGGUGAACAACCCGAGCUUUGGCUACGUCGGCACGUGGUACACGUUUUCGGGCAUUUGCUUGUUGACGCUUAUCCUCACGUGGUUCUGCAUGUUUGACAACAACGACGGCGACAUGUCCAACAUUGACAACGAGUUCAAGGCCAAGCUCGCGCUCGAGAACGACGAGACGCGCAAGUCGUUCAUUGCCGGCGAGGACGAGCAUGAGUUUGACAAGGACUCGGCGUACGUCAAGGCCUAA